Spirodela intermedia is the source of this 363-nucleotide messenger RNA. Lineage: Eukaryota; Viridiplantae; Streptophyta; Magnoliopsida; Alismatales; Araceae. The record is from the annotation of a GenBank genome assembly.
AUGGAGCCCCAUCUCCUCUUCGUCCUCAACACCCUCCUCCUCUUCAUCCUCAUCUUAGUGGUCUCGGCAGCCGCCAUGGCGUCGACAUUCGCCCUAGUCGUCUGCGUCAUCAGCUUGAUCGAUCUCGUGGGGAAGGUGAGGCGCCGUCGCCGGCGGGGGUUGGCCGGGUUGAUCCGCAGCCUCCUGUCGUCGCCGGGGACGUCGACGAAGGCGGCGGGGUUUGUUCUUCUGAUGUCUACGCCACCGACGGCGGCGACCGGCUCCGUCGUGCCGCCGUCGCCGGGAUCGGUCGACGAGGUGGCCAUCGACAUGCCGUCGGCAAAGAGCGACAACGAGCUCUUCGCACCCUCGUGGAGUAGUUAA